UCGUUUAAGUCCCGCAUUUAAUUUCAUUCAAGAAAUUUUAGUUUUCUCUGUUGCAAUAAAAGAAAAAUGGAACUUUUACCGGGGGGAUUAUUUUACUUUUUAUUACGGUUGUGAGCUAUAGCAGUUAUUGUACUUUAAUGCACUGAUUAAUUUGAUUCUCUUCGCCACUGAUCGGUCUGUUAAGCGCUUUAGUUAUAUUUGUAGUUCAUACUUAUAGUACAGUAUAUUUAUAUUGUACAUGUGAUUAAUUGCCAAUGUAAAAUCAAUCGAAAUCGUGUCUUUAAAAACUUCUUGUGCAUCAUAUUAAGGACUUACCAGCCUUAAGUAUCAUUGUUAGCGAGGCAACACUGGAGCAGGUUCAGGUACAUCAAGUCUAUGCCAACAGAGACAUGACCGAGACGAUGAGUGGUAAAAAGGAAAAAGUUAUUCAUAUCAUAGUUACCAGAUUAUGCCGCAGAUGGAAUUCAAUAGCGGAAGGUACCUGUUCGUAACGCCAGCGGGAAAACCCAUGCAGUUCUCAAUGCGCUCCUGCAAGGAGCAUUAUGAACUGAACGAACUGAUCCCGAAAUGGGGGGGACACUUUUCCUCUGAUAGAGGGCCAUACACAAUUCGUUUCUGGCCCUCAGGGGAGACAUGCCCUGAAAAAUAUGGGGAAUAUUAUUCUCCUAAAUACAUAAACGAUUGUAUUGAGAGCAAGACUAUUCUGCCCCUCAAAAGUUAUAGGGUUACCAAAAAGUCUAGCUAUGUUGAACCUGUAGAAGUGAUGGAGGUUCUCUUUCAACAAAAAUGUUGGCAGGAUUUACAACCCCUGCCCAUCCGGGAUAGGUCGCCGGACUCCCCGGAUGAGUUUGCACAGUUUGAUAAACCAUCUAGACCCGAAAAAAAAAAGAGACCAAGGGGCCGUCCGUACUCAGACAAAGAGAAGUGGAGCAUAAUUGAGUACAUAAUGAACAAGCACUGCUACAACCAAUGUAAGGGCAGAAAAAUGUGGCAGCAGAUGGUGGAAGCCAAGAUCUGCCCAGGACGAACCUGGCAGUCCCUAAAAGAACAGUACGUGAAACAUAUUAUUCGUGACAUCGACUCUUAUAAAGUUGAUGAGGAUAUCAAGACAAGGAUACUGUUUGUCUUUGGGGGCGAGGCCAAUAAAACACAGGAGAUGAAAGAGGAGGAAGACAGAGGAGAAUGCAUCAGGUGUGGUCAGCCCCAUGAUGACAAUGAAGUGUGUGGCACCUUAGAGUUGCUGCCUGCUGACACCUCAUUGUCCCCCUCCACCACAAGGUAUCCCACCACCCCCAGGUACUCCACCACCCCCCGAUCCCACAGCCCCUCCUCUAAUGCUGUAACAUCCCCCGCCACCUCCACCCAGCCAGGUACUACCAGGUCCCCUUCAAGUGCUGUAAAGUUAAAGCGUUCUCCAUACACAGUCAAAGAGGAUAUGAAGAUUUUACAAUAUAUAAAUGAUAACGAAGCCUUCAGUGAAGUAAAAGGCAGGGAUUUUUGGCAGAGAAUGGAGAAGGAUGAUAUUGUACAAACCAGAACUUGGCAGAGCUUGAAAGAGAGGUUCAGGAUGAGAAUCCUGCCUAACAUUAAAAGGUUUAACCUUCCAGAAGAUUUACUGGGGAAAUUCAAGUAAUGAGCAACACUUGCCAUUAUGUGCCUGUCACCACCGAGUCCAAGGAAGAGGCGGAUGAUGAUAAAAAUACACUGUAGUAAGAAAGAUAGUAGCCACUUAGGGUUUUAUCAUAUUGUUUAUUUCAGGAGGUAUCCAUGUGGUAAUUUAGCAUACAGUUUUACUUCUUUUUUUUAUUGUGUUUUAUCAAUACCAAUUUUAUCUAAUAUAAUGAAGAAAAAUUCACACCCCUACAAAUAAAAAAUUUGUCAUGCCUCAUCCCAAAUCUGACCUUUAUUAUACCUAAUUGUAUUAAUGACAUACUGUAAAUAAUUAAUUAUCGAAGUAAUUUGGAAUUUUGCAUUGUGAGAUAGGUAGCUAGAGAUAGAGCUAUGAUGUCGAAUCUCAGGUCGGAGGUGUGUCAGAUCAACUAGACUCGGAGGGAAUGGUACAUCAAGGUAGAUCACCUACUAUUGCCUGGCUCCAUUGUGAAUGAGAGACAAACCCUGCUGGCUCCAGAGGACAGAAAUACUCCCUAGUUAAGUCUUAACCUUUAUGUGUUAUUAGGUGGGGGAUUUAAGUACAGUACUGUAUUGCACUGAGUAUAUAUGAGUACAGAAAGUUGUUUGUAGAAUGUACGUGAACUCAGACUGGGUUAAGGUGCUUAUGUAAGCCAUGUGUGUGGUUAUAGCAUUACUUGAAGGUGUUAGGGGUGUUAAUUGAAGUGCUUCUUUUCCCAACUAUAAAGUAGACCAAGUUUUUUCUAGUUCUGCGGGUGUUAAAAUACUGUAGUGGGUAAUAAUCAUUGAGGGGACUUUAUUGAGGUUUUAUUUUAUAUAUGUAAUGAAUGAUUUAAGAUUUUCAAAGGUAAUAAUACCUCCUUUAAUAAAUGAUAAUUAUAA
Homarus americanus (American lobster) is the source of this 2511-nucleotide messenger RNA. RefSeq lists its product as uncharacterized. The transcript has 12 exons. Gene Ontology annotation, molecular function: telomeric repeat DNA binding. Gene Ontology annotation, biological process: regulation of DNA-templated transcription; telomere maintenance via telomere lengthening. Gene Ontology annotation, cellular component: shelterin complex. Lineage: Eukaryota; Metazoa; Arthropoda; Malacostraca; Decapoda; Nephropidae. The coding region runs from base 449 to 1633 and encodes 394 amino acids. The record is from RefSeq and is a predicted model, not a curated record.